Octopus bimaculoides (California two-spot octopus) is the source of this 1900-nucleotide messenger RNA. RefSeq names its product DNA-directed RNA polymerase, mitochondrial. Gene Ontology annotation, molecular function: DNA-directed RNA polymerase activity; mitochondrial promoter sequence-specific DNA binding; protein binding. Gene Ontology annotation, biological process: mitochondrial transcription. The record is from RefSeq and is a predicted model, not a curated record. Gene Ontology annotation, cellular component: mitochondrial DNA-directed RNA polymerase complex. Lineage: Eukaryota; Metazoa; Mollusca; Cephalopoda; Octopoda; Octopodidae.
CAUUAUUGUAUGUCUUUCUUCUCUUCCAGAUAUGGCUGACACUGUGUGCCCACCAGAUUUCUACAGUUUGUCAACAACCAGUCAACUGGACAACUCCUCUUGGAUUACCAGUUGUGCAGCCCUAUCACAAAAUUGCUUCCAUGCAGCGUUGGGGUGUCUCACAUAGCAAUCUGUCUUCGACUUUUGAAAAGCCAAACUCUGUGAAACAGAAGAAUGCGUUUCCUCCCAACUUCGUCCAUUCUUUAGACUCUACCCACAUGUUGCUGACAGCCCUGCACUGUAUCAGGUCAGGAAUAACAUACGUAUCUGUUCAUGAUUGUUUUUGGACUCAUGCUGCAAGUGUUGAAAUAAUGAAUCAGAUAUGCCGUGAACAGUUUGUAGCACUGCACAAUGAACCAAUUCUAGAAGACCUCUCAAAACAUCUCAUUGACACCUACUGUUCCAAUGUAAGGAAACAACAGAUACGUCAAGAAGACUUUGAUCAUCUCCUUUCUAUUUUCAGUAACGUCCCUCACAAAGGAGAAUUCCAACUUGAGAAAAUUCUGCAAUCUACUUAUUUCUUCAGCUGAACAUGGAAUUUUAAAGAUAGAUUCCUUAAACUGUUUUCUUCUAUGAAUAUUGGAAAUGGUAGAAGAUACUUGUUUUCUGCUGACAACCACUAAUCAAAAGCUCUGUGCUUAUGCACUCACUCACUCACUCACUCUCUCUCUCUCUCUCUCUCUCUCUCACACACACACACACUGAUGUUUCUAUUUUGUAAAAAAAUUAAAUUUUUUCCAUUAUUUGGACUGCUGUGAUAUUUGAUAAAAUAUAUGAGAUACUAAUUAGAAUUAAAAAAACAGAUUCUUUUAUGGGAAUAAAAGAACAAAAAUUUUCAGUCUGGCUGUGAAUAAUAUUGUGGAAAAAAACAUAUUUUUGUGUUGAUGGGUGGAAGGUAGGGUAUAAAAGAGAUAAGGUUUGGGAGGGGUGCUGUAAUGAAAUGAAAGAAGUUAGAUCCAGGAGAGAAAAAAAUUAUCUGUUUGUGAUAUAAUUUCAGCAUGGUAUGAUUCUUAAACAAAUACGUGUGUGUGUGUGUAUGUUGCCAGUGCAUUAAGUUUCUUGUACAGGUGCUAUUUGGUAUUACAGCAGAGCAUGUACUUUUGUAUGCGUGUGUGUGCAUAUGCACAUGUAAACAAGCAUACAUAUACUCAUAUAUCACAGGUCUGCUAGUUCAGAACUGACCUUAUGAUAUCAAAAAACAUUCUGCCACAUUAGCCAAAACAGGGACUCUUUGCAGACUUUUACUCUGCUUGAAAUAAUAACCAAAUCUCAUUAAUAUUGUGCUCUGCUGCCUCGAAAAUUGACAUAUACAUUGACUAAUGUGUCCUUAUAAAUAGUAGACUCAGUGUGUCUAAAAAGAUGGGAUAAUUGUGGCUGGAAGUUUGUCAUCAAAGAUUUGCUUGCUUACAGCAAUGAGAAUGAUGACAUUGAUAAUGUGGAGAAUUUUCUGCCCUUGUAGGCAAAAUUAUGAAAAUAUUUUUUCUAUAUUUUAAACUUUAGAUUGGUCUCAGGCUGAAAUAAUGAGUUUAAAAAAAAAAGAGAAUUUUAAAAAAUGAAUAAAGGCAAUAUCUAGUUACUUUUUUAUUUAAAAAUUUUCUUUGAGUCAGGGAAAAGUACUGCAUUAAAUUCAGUGUCCAAUAUACACAUGUGCAUGCACAAAAUGAACCAGUGUGUGUGUUUGUGUGUAUAGAAACUGAAAAUCUCAUUAAAUUAGACAGCAGUGUAACUGAGACUAUGAACAGUCAGUACAUAUAUGGUCUUUCAUAGGAAAAAGACUAUGAAAAAAUAAGAUUUCAGAGAAAAAGUACAAGAAAAGAAGUGAAAUUUUCCAGUUUCAAUAAACAUGAUAAACUCUACAUUA